UCUUUCCACGUGCUAUGAGCAGGAAGCGCAAGCAGCGGCCGCCUCCUUCCACCGAGGCUGCGGGCGGCGACCCGCUGGCCGCCACGCUUGCCCGCUGGCUCAAGAGCCGCGGCGUCGUCUGGUCUAGCGCGCGCGUCGCGACAACGAGGGAGGGCGUGGUGGCGGGCUACGGCUGUGUCGCGCUCCAGCCUCUGCGGCGAGGCGAGGAGCUCUUCCGCGUGCCGCGCGCCGCGUGCCUCGGCGCAACCUCCGCGGGCGCCGACGCGGACGGCACGGACGGCGACUGUCAGCGGCGCCUCGCCCUCGCGCUUCUCGAGGCCACUGCCGACUGGGCGCCGUUCCUCGCGAUGCUGACGCCGGCGCGGUGCCCGUGGGUGUGGAGCGAGUCGGAGCGGCGGCAGCUCGACGGCACGGAGCUCGAGCCCGUCGUCGAGGCCAAGCUCCGCGCGCUCGCCGAGGAGCACGCCUCGCUCCCGCAGGCCGUGGCGGAAGCCUGCGGCGCGGAGCGGUACGCGGAGCUCUGCGCGCUCGCCGCGUCGCACGCCAACCCGUGGUGGGGCGGCUGCAUCGCCCCCUUCAACACGACGCUCAACUGGGCGCGCCGGCCAAACGUCUCCUUUGAGCCGCGCGGCUCGAAGUGGGUGGUGGGCGUCGCGACGAGGCGCAUCCGCGCGGGCGAGGAGCUGACCCAGGCCUACGGCGGCGCCACGGCACGCCCUCGCCAUGCCUGCCUCGGAUGUGCCUCGGAUGGCAGUCGUGCCGCGCCACCUGACGUGCCUGGCGCUGCGGACUUGGGCGGCGGGGAGGAGGGCGGCGGUUCUUCCCGGCUGGUGCGGGAGCGAAGCGGUGCGCUCGAGCGGAGCGGCGCCGUCGAGCCCAGCCCGUGGGACGGCGUCGACCAGCUCACAUUCGAGCUCGGUCCGCGCGGCGAGGGCACUGCUCGGCUGGUGGCUGCCGCCGCGGUCGCCGACAGGGAGGCCGCCCUCGGCCUCGCUCCGACCAUGUCUCGGCUGCAAGGCGUCAGUGCCGAGGUGCACUGCGUCUGCUCCCGCCUCCGCGCGUGCGAGCGGUCCGUCCUGCGCUCCGCGGCCGACGCGCUUUCCGCCCCGCCCGAGGCGGCGGUGUCGGCGCGCUUGUUCGGGUGACGCCAGCUUGUUCGGGGAGGGGGGGGACGGUGUGCCAAAAAGAAAAUCGGGCCCUCUCUUCUCCU
Molecule: messenger RNA, 1210 nt
Organism: Emiliania huxleyi CCMP1516
Lineage: Eukaryota; Haptophyta; Isochrysidales; Noelaerhabdaceae
Exons: 4
Coding region: 15-1145 (376 amino acids)
Biological process (GO): peptidyl-lysine monomethylation
Cellular component (GO): nucleus
Molecular function (GO): protein-lysine N-methyltransferase activity; protein binding
Source: RefSeq, a predicted model, not a curated record